CCAUGCCAAAUCCGAGGCCAAGCAAGCACGAAAGGCCAAUGUCGGUCGUGCCGCCAAAUGGAAUGACGAACGCAAAGCAGCCGACAAACUAAAGAAGAUAGCCAACCGUCCUCACAAGCAGGAGAAGAGACAUAGACGCUUGCGCCAGCGUGCUGAUAAGUUAGAGGCCCAGGCUAUCAAGAUGAUGGUUGAGGCGCAAAAGGCUAGAGCUCGUGCCGACUACCUGGACGAGCUGAAACAGAGGAAGCCGAGAAGAACAAGCUGUCUCUUGAGGUUGCGCAGAUGGCAGCGGACCCUAAGAACGAUAACUAUAUCGCUCUUGACGACACUACUCCUGCCGCUGCACCUACUUCGACUAAACCUGCAGAUAGUGACACCAGCUCCAGCGAUAGUGAUAGUGACACCUCCAGUUCCAGUUCCACUAGCUCCAGCUCCAGCGACUCGGCCCCUGAGCCGCCGAAGAAGGCAAAGAAACACAAGAAGAUUGAAAUGGAGGUGGAAGACCUUGAAAGUUCAGAUGCUGAGGUCAAGAAGGCAAAGAAGCACAAGAAGAUUGAGGUGAAGGUGGAAGACCUUGAAAGUUCAGAUGCUGAGGUCAAGAAGGAAAAGAAGCACAAGAAAAAUAAGAAGUCUGAGAAGCGCAAGCGCAGUGAAGAGGAGGACUCGCAUGCAGCCGCGAAUAGCAUAACGGAUGCCGAUUCUGAGGCACCCAAGGAUAAGAAGAAAAGGAAGCUAGAGGAAGUAAACCAGGUCGAAGCACCGAAGGAGAAGAAAGAGAAGAAGAAAAAGAGAAAGGAGAAGACCGAAGCUGAGGAGCAGGUACCCUCUAACGCAAAUGGAGACGGCACGAAUACCAAUGGCGGCGGGCCAUGGAACGUCCAAGCUCUAGAGGGCGAUGAGAAGAGAAAGGAGAAGUUUCUGAGGCUCCUCGGAGCUAAGAAGUCUAAUGCAGUGGCGGCUACAAGUGGCUCUACGACAUCAAGCACCAACAUCGUUAAAGUUCAGCAGGACUUGGAACGCCAAUUCGACAUGGGGAUGAAGAUAAAGCACGGAGGUAUUGGUCAGAGGAGAGGCCUUGGGGCAUGAUGACUUAUGUGUGUAUUCUCAAAAAUGAAAAAUGGCGUUUUUAAAAGGGCAGGGGAUUAAUUAUACCAUCUGAUAUUUGCUUGCUCUUAUUGGCAGGAUGAUCAC
This is a messenger RNA of Hypoxylon fragiforme, 1191 nucleotides long. Its product is annotated as small acidic protein family-domain-containing protein. Bases 283 to 1086 code for a protein of 267 amino acids. Lineage: Eukaryota; Fungi; Ascomycota; Sordariomycetes; Xylariales; Hypoxylaceae. The record is from RefSeq and is a predicted model, not a curated record. The transcript has 2 exons.